This is a messenger RNA of Sardina pilchardus (European sardine), 582 nucleotides long. Its product is annotated as guanylyl cyclase-activating protein 2-like. The record is from RefSeq and is a predicted model, not a curated record. The transcript has 4 exons. Lineage: Eukaryota; Metazoa; Chordata; Actinopteri; Clupeiformes; Clupeidae. The coding region runs from base 1 to 582 and encodes 193 amino acids. Gene Ontology annotation, biological process: visual perception. Gene Ontology annotation, molecular function: calcium ion binding; calcium sensitive guanylate cyclase activator activity. Gene Ontology annotation, cellular component: photoreceptor inner segment; cone photoreceptor outer segment.
AUGGGUCAGUCACAAAGUGAAGAUGUGGAUAACGAAGUGGCCUUGUCACAGAUUCAGGAUUUGUACAAGAGGUUUGCUAGUGAGUGCCCGAGUGGGAACUUGCAUUUGCAUGAAUUCAAAAAGAUCUUUAACAUUAGUACUCAGUCUUCACCAGAGGAAAGUGCCUAUGUUGACAACAUCUUCCGCUCUUUCGACACAAAUCAGGAUAACACAAUAGACUUCAUGGAGUAUGUGGCUGCUGUGCACCUUGUUCUCCGGGGCAAACUCGAAGAUAAACUGAAGUGGUCGUUCAAGGUCUACGACAGGGACGGAAAUGGUCGCCUGGACAAACGCGAAGUCAAGCACAUAAUAAAAAUAAUUUCCAAAAUACGGAGCCAUAGCGAGCCAUCCGGAAGCGAGGAAAUGACCGCUGAUCAGAUCUGUGACAGCAUCUUUGAACGUGUGGAUAAAAACAAAGAUGGCCAAAUCUCACUUGAAGAGUUUUUGGAAGGUGCACAACAGGACCCAUGGGUUAUGGAACAGCUCAAAUUGGACGUGAGACCCAGUGGAUGGUUCAAUGAGCGCAAUCCAGCUAAAACCUGA